Molecule: messenger RNA, 1154 nt
Organism: Salvia splendens (bonfire salvia)
Lineage: Eukaryota; Viridiplantae; Streptophyta; Magnoliopsida; Lamiales; Lamiaceae
Exons: 6
Coding region: 129-803 (224 amino acids)
Source: RefSeq, a predicted model, not a curated record
UUGGAAAUUUGAAAUGGAAAAUAGUUAAACCGCGCGACUUGACCGGCGACUCCACUCCCAAUCCGCCCAGUCACCGGCGCGCACCACUCCAGACUCGGCUGGGCCAGUGUUGCCUCCCGCCUUCAGAGAUGGGUAGUGAAGGGUUUAACAGUAGUAAAUGGCCCGGGCUGGUUAGACAACACAAUACCAAGAGAGGCAGCUUCUCAGAUAGCAAACGAUGUGACGAAAGAAAGCUGGUUCAAUCCUCAGAAGCAGCUUCCGGACGGAAGUCGGUAUUAUUACAAGAUUGGUGGCUGAUCAAAGCAGGUCCAGAUACUCAUGGCAAACGAAUAGGCAUUGGAGGGUCCACUUUGGAAGGAAACCGAGGAAUACGGUGUUUCUCCUCUGCACCUAUAGUCAAGAGACGUGAUGCUGUUACUCUUGAGACGGAUGAUGGCAUAGCCCUAAUGGUCCAUGGAUUUCUCAAUAGGUCUCGCACACUCGAAAAUGGCUUCUCUCAGGAGAUUUGUGAUCAUUUUCUGAUUGGGUUUCCUUAUUACUGGGAAGAGUUUGCUGCCCUGUCUGAAAGUGAAGAGCCAGUCUAUUCUUGUGCUUCACCCUCUGAUGCAUACAAGACUCCAGACCGAGUAGUCCGUGGAAGCAAUUUGAUGAGUGGGAAUACUAAUGAUGCUAUAUUGACUGAAGCAUCAAGUGCAAAGAAGCAAAAAACUGGUGUGCAGAUACAGAGCAUGGAUUCUGCUGGUGGUCCGUUAACAAGAAGUAAAGCUCGAUUGAUGGCAACUAAGAAGAGCAGGAACAAGUGACUCGAACAACAAGUGGGUGUUCUGGGGAAUGAGUGCACAGUGAUAGUAAACAGGUCAGAAUUCCUAGCUGAAUCCACACAAAGUAACUAGGUUUGGCUGAGAUUGAGAAUGUUCAAAUAUAUAACUGAAGCAUGCCAGGACUUCUAACAGCUGUCCACUUAUGCGUCUGGCAGCAGAGCUCCUUAUAGCGUUAUGACUGCUAAUUUCAGUAAUUUGUAAAGAAAUGUAGUUCACGGUGUUUAUAUAUUAGAUGCUAAAAAUGGUGUUCCUCUCUCAUCGAUGAAGUUGUACAAACUUAAAUCCUUGUUUUUCCCCUGCUGAUGAAAUGAAAUCUGAUCAAUAUUCUCACAA